AUGGCUCUCGCUCUCCUCAUUCCCAUACUGGCCGGCGGCGCGGCGGCGCAAAUGACGCUGCCACUCAUCAACUACGAUGAGGUUGUAAAUGCUAUUAACCCCAAUGAUUCGGGAUACCAGAUCUGUACUGCCGCAGCUUCGUUUCUCUCGGGCUGUGUUGCUGAAAUUGGAGGAUCCGAGGCGCUGUCCACUGCAAAUCCGCUGUCGCUCGCAGCAUGUGCCUGCUGCAUUGGAACGACUGAUGUAGCUCCCGUCUACAGCACUUGUGCCGAUUAUCUCGGUUCCGAGGCGCCUCAGCUGGGUUCUCAGAUCUCUGCCUACGACUAUCUCUAUACCGUGUGCGGAAGCUCUCCAGAGAUCUGUCGUGGUCAGAUUGGCGCAAACCCGACCAAUUCACAGCCUCCAGCAUCAUCUCACACUCCCUCCCAGUCCUCGAGAAUUCAGUCCCCUUCGCCAUCGAGAUCAACUGCUUCGCCGGCCUCCUCGCCCAGCAGCAUUCCGCAAGAAACAGAAACGUCAGGUGGAUUUACAGCAGAGGGAUCAACGGCCGCACCGACCAGAGCUUCUGCCACUGGAGGCGCAUCCGGCACAUCUCCUGGAACAGGAACGGGCACUGCGACUAGUCUUGUGACAACACUUGCAUCAGCGUGUGUUCAGAUGGUGGACAUUUUCCAGGAGUGUACCAGGGCGACGCCUGGUUUUACGGGCAUGCCGUUUGGAGAGCAGGCAUACUGUUACUGCUGCCGAACUGCCUUGGAUGGCCAAGUCACAUGGACCGAUGAAAUCGAGACAUAUGCUUCAACUUGUCGAAACUGGGGAGCCACAGCAGGCCCCGGUGAGCCCGUUACCGCCUACGAUGCGAUAGUGGCCAAAACAUUUGCUACCUUUUGCCAUCACUUCAGCGAUGUUUGCUCUGUCUCGACUACUGCUCCUCCAGAUAAUACCGCGACGAACGAUGACACAGGUGCGACGACCACUGCAGGUGGCCAAGUUACCGUUACUGUCACUCAACCGCCUGCUUCUACCACCAAUGCGGCUGCUACCGCUCGUGUGGGACUCGCUGCAGGUGUGAUCGCAGUGGCUGGAUUUGCUCUGAUGGUUUAA
This is a messenger RNA of Trichoderma breve, 1104 nucleotides long. RefSeq lists its product as uncharacterized. The record is from RefSeq and is a predicted model, not a curated record. The transcript has 4 exons. Bases 1 to 1104 code for a protein of 367 amino acids. NCBI's taxonomy places the organism in Eukaryota, Fungi, Ascomycota, Sordariomycetes, Hypocreales, Hypocreaceae.